Messenger RNA from Arvicanthis niloticus (Nile rat), 1296 nucleotides. It is a transcript of the gene Oard1, whose product is annotated as O-acyl-ADP-ribose deacylase 1. Gene Ontology annotation, biological process: peptidyl-glutamate ADP-deribosylation. NCBI's taxonomy places the organism in Eukaryota, Metazoa, Chordata, Mammalia, Rodentia, Muridae. The record is from RefSeq and is a predicted model, not a curated record.
GGCCCACCCCCCUAGGGCCAAAUGCGCAAGCGCUCUUCUUCUGAAGUCGGGGUCCGCAUCUUGGUACGCAUGCCUGAGCGGCGGCCGGAGACUACGGAAUUUACCGCCGGAAACUCUGAAGCCCUUCCUACAGAGAGAGGGCACCGCUCCCUAGCUAGAGAGGCUCACUUCCGCCCCGUUAAGGGAUGGGGGCGGCCAUUUUGAGUGCUUACAGUCAAAAGGCUUUGGCGGGAUUUGUCCUGUGCUGGGCUCUUCUGUUGCUUCCCACCUACGAGGGUUUCAUCUCGAACCCUUCCCUGCGUGGAGGAGGGCCUGCUGACGGCCGAUUCCUUGCAGAAGAAACUCUUAAAUUCUGGAAAUAGCGACUCAGUAUCAUGGCCAGCUGCCUUAAUGAAGAUCCAGAAGGAAGUCGAAUCACUUACGUGAAAGGAGAUCUUUUCGCAUGCCCCAAAACAGACUCUCUAGCCCAGUGUGUCAGUGAGGAUUGUCGAAUGGGUGCUGGAAUAGCUGUUCUCUUCAAGAAGAGAUUUGGAGGGGUGCAGGAACUGUUAAGUCAACAAAAGAAGUCUGGAGAAGUGGCUGUUCUGAAGAGAGAUGGGCGAUAUAUAUAUUACUUGAUCACAAAGAAACGGGCUUCACACAAGCCAACAUAUGAGAACCUACAGAAGAGUUUAGAAGCCAUGAAGUCCCAUUGUUUGAAGAACGGUGUCACGGACCUCUCCAUGCCCAGGAUUGGAUGUGGUCUAGAUCGUCUGCAGUGGGAAAAUGUAUCUGCGAUUCUCGAAGAGGUGUUUGAGUCCACAGACAUCAAAAUUACUGUGUACACACUCUGAACACAUGAAGAUCUUGGAUGAGCCCAUGGUCUUUUGUGUCAUCUGUUAAGCUGUAGGACUAAGCAGCUGUAGGACCUUGUAUGGGUAGAGAACAAUCUGUGUGAGGGAGUCUGUGUCCCAGGCUAGAGGUGGGUCUCUGUACUCCAAGAGGAUAGGUAGGGCACUGCCCCUAAGUACUAGCCAGGAAAACAGGUAGGUAAGCUGUUUUAGGGCCUGCUUUGCUUAGCCACUACUGGAUUUGUUUGACUGGCCACUGGGUGGCAGCAUUGGUUCUAAUUCUCUUUUGAAGAGAAAUUGUGGGAAGGGUAAACUUUUGAGAUUCUUUGACAUCUUUUGUGUUUGUGCACUUGGUUGUUAGUCUGUCAUCAAAAAUCAUCAUAGGAAAGGAUUAUGGUUGUUUUUAGUUACAACGUCACAAUGUAUCAAGACUGGGACAAUAAACUUUUCUUUUGGGUUCACUGAA